AUGGAGUCUCUUAUGAAAAAUCUUGAAAAACAUGUGACUUGUUCCAUUUGUCUGGAAACUUACACCGAGCCUAAGACCAUAGCUUGUCUUCAUACAUUCUGCUUGAAAUGUUUAGAGGAGCACGCUUUAAAAACCCAAAGAAAAGGACAAUUUCGAUGUCCCGAUUGUCAGGCACAAGUGAAUAUCCCAGAUGGAAAUUGUUUCGAUAAUUUGCCGACUGGCUUUCUGCAAAACAGUUUGUUGAGUCUUCUCGCUUUACGACAAAGUGGCGAUGGAAGUCAGAUUAACUGUUGUAAUUGUAACGAAAAGAGCGCCGAGAUCAGCUAUUGCUUUGCUUGCGAAAAAUUAUUGUGCCGUGCUUGUGUUAAUGCACACGAAUUGUUUCGAGAGAGUGCCUUCCAAGGACACAAGGUGACGGCAGUGAAACAGUUUCAAGCCGUAGAUUACGAGGCCUUGUUAAAGCGUCAGUCCUUUUGCCCUCAGUCUUACCACGAGGGAGAGGUAACCAGGUUUUUUUGCCUUGAAUGCCAGAUUUGUGUUUGUCAAGUUUGCGUAAACACUGAUCACAAGAAUCAUAAUGUUGAUCCGAUUGAGAAAGCAGCGGAUACCGAGAAAGCAAACAUUAUAGUGGCAGUCGAGUCAAUAGAACAAAAGAAGAAAGUCUGUAGCGAUGCGAUUGAAACCUUUCAAAAAGUUGUUGAAGAGCUGGAACGAAAUGUUAAAGUUGCUAAACGAGAGGUUUCCCAAACAGCCGAACAAAUGAUCGAGAAGAUUCGAGAACACGAGCGGGAAGCUAUACAAAUCCUAGAGAAUAUACGCGUGUCUAGAAUAGAGAAUAUAAACUCUCUUAACGAGCAAGUAAAGUCAUUGAUCAAACAACUUGACCAAGCAGUUCAGUUCGCAAUAGACCUGGUUGAGAGAAGCUCAAGUGCAGAUGUUAUGAAAAGUAAGAAGAGUUUAGAGCAGCGAUGUGGAGAUCUCGACAAGACCACAGUCCCUGCACUUCCGGUUAGCUCAUUCGUGAAGUAUUUCUCGACUAAUGCACUUGACAAUCUAAAUCUGGGGUCAGUGAUAAUCAAUAAAACAGAUGUACGGUUGUCACCAGUGGGAACUCUUACUGAGAGUAUCCAAGCUGGUCUGGAAGCAGAGCUUCUGGUUUGUCCAGAGCCAAAGGGUGAAGAAGAGCUUACAGGUAAAUGCCAGCGUGAAUUUGAUACAAAAGUGCUCAUAGAACCCGCUGAAGAUGUAGCAAGUGUAAGAACUUUUAGAAAAGAAAAUGAUGAUAUCCACGUGAAGUUUUUUCCCACAGUACCUGGCACCUACAACAUGACAGUUGAGAUAAAUGGCGACAAACUUGUUACCAGUCCUUUCAGGGUCCACGUAAAGGAACGAAGGAUUGAUGUUGUGGGCGAGUUACUUCUAAAGGGAGGAAUUCUUGAAAGUCCAAAUUGGGCUGCUUUUAACAGCAAAGGAACGAUCGCUAUAAGUGACCAUAAAAAACACUGUAUCUUAAUGUUUGAUGAGGAAGGAAAUUUUAUGCAAAAAUUUGGCUGCUAUGGAAAAGGGCGUGGGCAGCUGGGUUAUCCAGCUGGAUUGACAUUUCUGAAUGAUGACGAGCUUCUGGUGGUGGAUGAAUAUAAUGGCCGUAUUCAAAAAUUUAGUGUAAAGAAAGGGAAAUUUGUGAAGAGCUUUGGAAAGAUGGGGACUGGAGACGGCGAAUUUACAAGACCUGAAGGAAUUUUUAUAAAUGAUGAAGGACAUGUCAUUGUAGCGGAUUGCUCUAACAACAGAAUUCAGGUUUUGGACAAAGGUGGUAAAUUUAUGUUCAAAUUUGGAGACAACGACCCUGGAAAGCUAAACCAACCUUGUGGAUGUAUUUAUCACGAAAACAAGUUUAUUGUAGCUGAUAGUAAAAACCAUUGUUUGAAAGUGUUUGACGAAUCAGGAAAGUUCUUGUACAAGAUUGGAGAAAACGGCAAAGCUGAUGGACAGUUUUCAUCUCCAUGGGGCAUCUGUGUUAAGAAAUAUGGCGAUCAUCAGAAUCUUUUGGUGUGUGACAGAGGUAAUGGACGCAUUCAACAGUUUACAAUGGAAGGUCGCUUUAUUGGCAAAACUGUUGAGAAGCUUGGAGAUCCAAAAGCAAUAGCUACAACACCAGAUGGUCGUAUUUUGGUUUGUGACUAUAAAGACAAAAAAAUUCAUAUCUUGAAAUAGACACUCGAUUGUUUUGUGUGAAAAGGAAUAAUAAUGUGGGAAUGGUAA
Pocillopora damicornis (cauliflower coral) is the source of this 2262-nucleotide messenger RNA. RefSeq lists its product as uncharacterized. Gene Ontology annotation, biological process: proteasome-mediated ubiquitin-dependent protein catabolic process; protein polyubiquitination. Gene Ontology annotation, molecular function: protein binding; ubiquitin protein ligase activity. NCBI's taxonomy places the organism in Eukaryota, Metazoa, Cnidaria, Anthozoa, Scleractinia, Pocilloporidae. The record is from RefSeq and is a predicted model, not a curated record.